This is a messenger RNA of Ascochyta rabiei, 1281 nucleotides long. RefSeq lists its product as uncharacterized. Lineage: Eukaryota; Fungi; Ascomycota; Dothideomycetes; Pleosporales; Didymellaceae. The transcript has a single exon. Bases 1 to 1281 code for a protein of 426 amino acids. The record is from RefSeq and is a predicted model, not a curated record.
AUGGACGCUCCACGCUCUCCAUCUACCUCUCGAUCACGACGAUCCUACCCUAACCUCCACAAUCUCUCUCUCGCACCCCUCAGCUCCAAAUAUCCACUCGAUGCCUCCGUACCCUCCACGCCAGACGAGGACGUGAGCGGCACACGCACACCGCGCACAUCCUACAUCGCCCAAAAGUCGGCGCCGACUACACCAGGCAUACUCAGCCUCUCUCAAAGCAGGAGCGCAUCUCGCAAUGGCCGUCGUUCGAAAGCAUAUGCCUACGACAGCUACUUCAUGUCUGAGAGGAGCGACGUAAGAGAUGCAGGCGACAUUCCAAAAGCGAAGAGCACAAACACUCUGCACCCUGGUGUGAGCUUUGCAGAACCGACGGGGCCGCUUGAACACAAGAAACACCACACACGCAAACACACCGCCCCACUCCCUCUCCGCAUGCCCCUCCACCGACACCACACCAGCGAAAGCAACGACGACUGGCUCCACCGCGCCGGCCUCGCCAUCGCCGGCGAAACACGCGACGCUCGAGGCCAGGGCUGGCUAGUACGAAGAGAGAGCUCGACGUCUCUCGUCGGACAGAGCAACGACUUCGAGCACCACGCCUCGCACGACGCACGGCACAAAGCCCUGCUGUCCGGCGAACACAUGCCCGACACCAACCAGGGCGACUACCCGACCUUCUCGCCGCGCAUGAGCCGCGCGGGAAGCAGACUGCAAAGCCGAAUCGGCAGCCGCGUCCCCAGCGCGCGCCAGAGCCGCAGAGGGAGCCGCGUCGGCUCGCGCAUCGACCUCGCCAUGUCCGGCCUCCCUUCCUCGUCGGCACGGCACAGUCUCGACACGGACGGUGACGAGGCGCCCAUCGAGCCCGAUUUCGUCGAAGCAGACGAGGACGAGGGUCCCGACGACGAGGAAGAGGUGGCGCGGCUGGCGCGCGAGCGCGGAUUCGGGCUGGGCGGGUGGAUGGAUGCGCUGAUCGGAUGGACGCUGUUCUCCGUCGACGAAGAUGGCGAGGUGUCGAGCGACGAGGAGGAGGAUGGCGGCGCAGAGCACGCGCCGAGCCUGACCAGGGACGAGGCGAAGUUGAUGAGGGAGGUGGAGGCGAAGAGACGGAAGAUGGAGAGGGAGAGCAUCGUUGCUGCCAGUGCGCUGAGCGUGCACGAUCAAGCUGGCGAUGAGGGUGGGGAGGUCAAGAUGGAUGUGCCGAAGCCGCCAGAGGGACAGGAGGCGGGUGGCUGGCAGGAUGCUGCGUGGUUGUUGAGCGUUGCGUCGAAAGCCUUGUUUUAG